AUGAGUCGAUUGUCUAAUGGUAAUCUCGUGGUUGAUUUUCUUUGCGAUGCACUUUCUCUAGCAACCCCAGCGCCUUAUAAAGACCCUUCUGUAAAUUUCUCGGUCGCAGUCAACUUUGCCGUAGCAGGAUCAACGUCUCUUCCUAGUGAUUAUUUUUUUGGAAAAAAUCUCAGCACCAUAUUUUGGAAAGGAUUGCCCGGGAGUUUUCAAACUCAAAUAGCUUGGUUCAAUAAUUUUCAGAUAAAGGCAGGAUGCAAAGGCAAAAAUAGAGCUUCCUGUAAAGCUCAGAUGCAGAACUCACUUUUCUGGAUUGGAGAAAUGGGAAUCAACGACCAUACUCGUUCCAUCGGGUCAUCUGUUUCUCUUUAA
Molecule: messenger RNA, 369 nt
Organism: Fraxinus pennsylvanica
Lineage: Eukaryota; Viridiplantae; Streptophyta; Magnoliopsida; Lamiales; Oleaceae
Source: the annotation of a GenBank genome assembly